AUGAUAAAAACAAGAAAAUCAAUGAGAGCUAUAGAGUAAUAAACAAAUAAGUUUUAUGAAUUUCUUAUUGAGAUGCAACCUAAAAAUUAUAGUACUUAACCUUAUAAUAGAAAGUCUCAAAAAAAAUUUUAAAAUCUUCAUUUCCCAAAAGUUGACAAUUCCAAUUCAAAAGACCCUUUUCUAAAUAAUUUAAAAGUUACAACAUUAGACCUUGUUAAAAAUUUUGAUUAUAUGGAUCCUAAUGAUGUUACUUUUCAACUCAAUUAAAUGGUUAAAUAAUAAUCUUUCAUUUCAUCAACAAAACCCUUCUCUCGAAUACAUUAAAGAUCAUAGCCUAAACACAGAAAUCCUAAUAAAUCACUAUUCGAGAUUUCUAAAACAAUUAAAAUUAUAUGA
Messenger RNA from Paramecium sonneborni, 396 nucleotides. The record is from the annotation of a GenBank genome assembly. Lineage: Eukaryota; Ciliophora; Oligohymenophorea; Peniculida; Parameciidae.